Messenger RNA from Histoplasma mississippiense, 816 nucleotides. RefSeq lists its product as hypothetical. The coding region runs from base 1 to 816 and encodes 271 amino acids. Gene Ontology annotation, cellular component: membrane; EARP complex; GARP complex. The record is from RefSeq and is a predicted model, not a curated record. The transcript is spliced from 2 exons. Lineage: Eukaryota; Fungi; Ascomycota; Eurotiomycetes; Onygenales; Ajellomycetaceae. Gene Ontology annotation, biological process: lysosomal transport; Golgi vesicle transport; Golgi organization.
AUGUCAACUAUAUCGCCUCGUCCUUCUAUAGCAUCUGCUCGAACCCCUACACCGACUGGAUCCCGUCGGCCGUCUCUUGAAGCCAGCAGCUUGGCCACAAGCAACACAUCAACCCCAACUGCCAAAGCAUCUCCAUCUCUUGCGCACCGGAAAAACCGAGCUGCGUUACGGGACUACUACAAUCUCCGACCUGCCCACCCUGAGCCACCUCAUCCCAACAAUUCUCAAUCACGAAGCGUCUCCCCUAGCCUCAGUUCUCGCGCUUCAGCAACCCACCCAGCCCCCGUCGAAGCGCAUGCCGAACUCGACAGCCCCAACUUCGAUCCGUCCGCUUACAUCACCCAUUUACUCUCAACCUCCUCUCUCUCAACUAUUCUCAAAGCAGAAAAUUCAUUAAUAAGUGAUAUCCGAACGCUCGAUGGCGAACGUAAAGCGCUUGUAUACGAUAACUAUUCCAAACUGAUAAAGGCGGUGGAAACCAUCGGGAAGAUGCGCGCUAGUAUCGACGAAAGAGGACAGCCUGUUAUCCUGACGAAGACGCUGGGCCCGGCAGUUGGAUUUGUGGCGGAAACCGCAGCGGCACUGAGUCAGGAGCAGGAGGAAUCUCGGCGGGAGCGGGUCGCUCAGAAGCAGCCAGGCAACCUGGAUCGAGAGAGGGAGACUGUGAGAUGGGUUCUCGCGAGCCCUAAGAGGCUUAAAAAACUGUUAGAUGAUGGUAAAGUAGAAGAAGCGGAUAGAGACUGGAAGGAGGUUUCUCUGGACAAGGUAUCCUUUUUGGAUCGUUACUACCAUGCGAGUCUGCAAUUUGCAGAGUGA